Molecule: messenger RNA, 2988 nt
Organism: Vicia villosa (hairy vetch)
Lineage: Eukaryota; Viridiplantae; Streptophyta; Magnoliopsida; Fabales; Fabaceae
Product: pentatricopeptide repeat-containing protein At2g04860
Exons: 1
Coding region: 101-2245 (714 amino acids)
Biological process (GO): RNA modification
Molecular function (GO): RNA binding; protein binding
Source: RefSeq, a predicted model, not a curated record
UUGUGACACUUUUGUCACAAAAAUGCACAAUUAACAUAUUGACAAAUUUUCAAAAGACAUCACUCUCAAACACAAGUUAUUAUUAUGUAAUUAUGAAACAAUGUUUGCCUCCAAUUUGUCUCUGUUUCACUCCCUCUUCCAGAAUUCGAAUUCUCCACUUGCUAUCUUUCGCCAACUUUUACAAUCCAAUGCUAACCCCAAUGCUUUUACAUUUUCAUUACUCAUCAAAGCUUCUCUUACUUCUCCUUCUUUUGUUCAUGCUUCAUCAACAGCAGCGUUACAAGCACGCCAGAUUCAAACCCAAUUGUUCAAACGUGGCAUUAACCAAUAUAUUCAUGUAAAUACCUCUCUUAUUGAUUUGUACAUGAAACUUGGUUUUGUCUCUCAUGCACGCCACAUGUUUGAUGAUAUGUCUUUUAGAGAUGUUGUAUCAUGGAACGUAUUGAUUUGUGGUUAUUCACAAAAUGGGUUUCUUUAUGAUGCUAUGAAAACCUUUGUAGACAUGUUAAGAGAGAGUUUUAGGCCGAAUCAAACUUCGGUUGUUAGUUUGUUACCUUCUUGUGGUUGUUUCGAGAUGAUUCUUCAAGGGAGGUCUGUUCAUGGGUUUGGGAUUAAAGCUGGUUUUGGUUGGGAUUCUCAUUUGAAUAAUGCGCUUAUAUCGAUGUAUGCUAAAUGUGACGAUUUGAAAGCAUCGGAACUCGUGUUUGAUGAAAUGGCUGAGAAGAAUGUUGUUUCUUGGAAUACGAUGAUUGGUGCGUAUGGCCAGAAUGGACUUUUUGAUAAGGCAGUUUUUUGUUUUAAAGAGAUGAUGAGGGAAGGUUUCCAACCAAGUUCGGUGACGAUGAUGAACCUUGUGUCGGCAAAUGCUCUUUCGGAAAAUGUUCAUUGUUAUGUUGUCAAAUGUGGCUUUGACAAUGAUGCUUCUGUUGUUACUUCGUUGGUUUGUUUAUAUGCAAAGCAAGGGUUCACAUAUAUGGCGAAACUGCUUUACGAAUCCUAUCCCACAAAAAACUUGAUUACGUUAACCGCGAUAAUCUCUAGCUAUUCUGAAAAAGGUGAUAUAGAGUCUGCGGUCGAGUGUUUUAUCCAAACUAUGAAGUUAGAUAUAAAACCAGAUGCAGUUGCCUUGAUUGGUGUACUUCAUGGAAUUACAUGUCCUUCACAUUUUUCUGUUGGAUGUGCUUUCCACAGUUAUGGGGUAAAGAGUGGGUUGUCUAAUGAUUGUUUAGUUGCAAAUGGGCUAAUAAGUUUGUAUUCUAGAUUUGACGAGAUAGAAACGGGUUUGUCUUUGUUUUAUGAGAUGAGAGAAAAACCACUCAUCACAUGGAAUUCUAUGAUAUCUGGCUGUGUGCAGGCUGGAAAGUCGAAUGAUGCCAUGGAGUUGUUCUCCAAAAUGAGCAUGCAUGGACAAAAACCAGAUGCCGUUACUGUUGCCAGUCUACUAUCUGGGUGUUGCCAGCUUGGUUACCUACGGAUUGGAGAGACACUACAUAGUUAUAUUCUGAGGAACAAUGUGAGAGUAGAAGAUUUUACAGGAACUGCUCUAAUAGACAUGUAUAGUAAGUGUGGGAGAUUAGAUUAUGCUGAAAAGGUAUUUUAUAGCAUCAAGGAUCCAUGUUUGGCAACAUGGAACUCCAUCAUUUCAGGUUAUAGUUUAUAUGGACUUGAGCAUAAAGCUUUCAAUUGUUAUUCUAAACUGCAAGAACAAGGGCUAGAACCGGAUAAAAUCACCUUCUUGGGUGUUUUGGCGGCAUGCACACACGGAGGACUUGUCUAUUUAGGAUUAGAAUACUUCACUAUCAUGACAGAAGAGUAUGGUUUGAUACCGAGUCUGCAACAUUGUGCAUGCAUAGUUGCUCUAUUAGGUAGAGAAGGCUUGUUCAAGGAAGCAAUUGAAUUUAUAAACAACAUGGAGACUCGACCUGAUUCUGCUGUCUGGGGUGCUCUGUUAAGUGCUUGUUGCAUCCAACAAGAGGUGAAACUUGGGGAAUGCUUGGCGAAAAAUAUGUUUUUAUUGAAUUACAAAAACGGCGGUCUUUAUGUAUUAAUGUCAAAUCUGUAUGCCAUUGUUGGGAGAUGGGAUGAUGUAGCAAGAGUGAGGGAGAUGAUGAGAGAUAGUGGAGGAGAUGGAUGUUCAGGUGUUAGUGUUAUUAAUGUGACUUCUGUUAAAGACUCUAAUAGCAGCUUAAGCCCAAGUGAUGUCUAUUUGAAUACAAGCACUUGGCAGCAUUUGUGUUUAUAUUGACUUCAUAAUGCUUAAACACCGGGAUAAUUUGAAGUGUGUUCAUCCAUGAAUCGUGAUCAUUGAUCAGAAUAGGAGAUUUGUAUCAUACAAAUAAGCAUCACCUACAGCAAAUUUAGGAGUUGGCAAAUGUUUCCUUGGUAGAACUGCUCGAGUAAAAAUAUGAUGGCAAGAAAGGUUGAGUGAAGCAACUAGUUAAUCCUACUCAAAAGCUCCGCAUGUACAAUUACGAGUUAAUUAUACUCUCCUCUUCCGAAAGAUGCUUAAACUCCAUAUUCUUCUUGCUUGUGUUAAAAUACACGUCCCCUAUGCAACAUAUUUUUGCAUAAAACACACGUCAUAUGGAAUCAAAGUUAAAGCAAGAAGGUGGUGAUGAUGAAUGAAUCUCACAGAGAGAGAGACCUUGAAGAACCAGAAAAAAAGACACACGCUGAAGUACAAGAGCUGUACAUAGCAAUAGCAUCACUGCACCAGCAAGAAAGGAACUCGAAGAAGUAAAAAUUAGCAAAGAGAAAGCGACUGCUGAGGCAACACGUUCUUUCUAUGAGCAGCAUCAGCAUGAACUUAGCAAAUGAGCUCACGAGGAAGAAGAUUAAGCCAAUACAAGAUUUGCAGCUGCUAAUUCUGAAGUUGAGAUAGAUAAGGAUGUUAAAUGAUAACAUUUCUUUUGUUUUUCUGAAAUAAAAAACAGAAACUGUACUCACCAUAUUAGGAAUAAAUUGACCCCAUUAAAUUUCCUUCCACAA